GUAUGAUUAUAAGGCCUAAACAAACACAAAAACAGGAGCAUAAUUUUCCAAUCUUGCUUUUAAAGUUUUAAGGCUUGUAUAUUUGCUAUCCAUCAAAUAUGACAAAUAUGGUUGAGCUGAGGGUCGGAUUGCAUUGUGAUGAAUGCAUCAAGAAAAUAUUGAAGGCCAUCAAAAAGAUUGAAGAUAUUGAAACCUACAACGUCGACACACGGCUAAACAAAGUCACAGUGACAGGGAAUGUAACAGAGGAGGAGGUGAUACGAGUGAUACAUAAAAUUGGGAAGACAGCAACCACUUGGGAUGAUCGUCAACAGCUCAACAAUUUUGCAGCUGCAGGAUAAAUGUGAUGUUAUUUCUGCAUUUUGUGAGGACCCUGGAAUUUUUUCUCAUAGCAUAAAUGGAAUAUUAUUACUAGUAUAUAGUCAAAAUACUCUAUUUUGAUUUUUUAUUUGUUGCUUAAUGAUAAUUAAGUGUAAUUCAAGUCAGAUUUAUGUUGAUGGUUGAUGCCAUCGUUUUCA
Messenger RNA from Beta vulgaris subsp. vulgaris (sugar beet), 518 nucleotides. RefSeq names its product copper transport protein ATX1. NCBI's taxonomy places the organism in Eukaryota, Viridiplantae, Streptophyta, Magnoliopsida, Caryophyllales, Amaranthaceae. The transcript has 3 exons. The record is from RefSeq and is a predicted model, not a curated record. Bases 99 to 341 code for a protein of 80 amino acids. Gene Ontology annotation, molecular function: metal ion binding.